UCAGAUUCCAGGCCAUGAAUUUGACAUUUGGCUGGAAAAAGUCUCCUUUUCACCUCUUUUUGUGAUCCAAAUUUCUGUGAUUAUGUGGUGGUCGUCUCGAGCUGUAUUGUGAUGGGCUGUAGACCAAGUAAAGCAGACUUUUUAUCUGCUAGAUUCGGUGAGGACAGUGCAUAUUCAGGUGACAGGUCAGAAAUUACUCAAAAACAUGCAUCAACAAAUUUGUCAAAUGCUUCUGGCAGUGUAAGAAUAGGGGGCCAGAGACUGGCACAGCAUAAUGACUAUGGCAUGCCAUAUAGUGCCAAUACCAAAAGGACGCUGUCACAUUCUAGUAGUGAAUUUUCAACUGUCACGACCAUAUCGGGCACGUCGAAAAUCCGAGUGACCUUGUCGAGUGAUGGCUCGAUGAUCGAGGUGGAAAAGUACGAACCCUGGGACGCAUUCCCGUCCCCGCUUCCAGCGCUAAGGGCAAAUACUAGGGGUGGUUUAGACAAUGCCGGUUUCCGUAGUGAUGGCACCGAUACUGACCAGACAGAUUCACCCACAGGAAUUCGAAAAAGUAAGCCUCCGCCAAAAAUGCACUCGAUGCCGAACUUGAGAUUAUCGGUCUUGGGAGACAGCCAGCGUUCCCAUUUGCCAAGAUUGGAAAAGAAGAAAAACUAUGCUCAAUUUUUUAGCAAGAAACAUGAUAAAACUUCCAAGUUUUCAACUUUAAAACAUUCCAAGACUGAGAGUAACGUACCAAGCUUUCGAGGUGAACAUUGUGAUCGUGAUCUGGGCCUAGACGUCGGUUCCAUUUCUCGCUCGCGAAGUCCAAAGUUCCACAGUGAGGAUAUGAUUAGGGAUGGAGAUGUAAAUCCAGACAGCCAGUCUGAACGCACAAACAGCUCUUCAAGUCAACAGCGAUUGAAAUUACCCACUAUCAACCGAAGUAACACUAAGACUAAGAGUGAUAAAUUAAGAAAAAAAGACGGGCCUACCCCAUCGAAGUCUAAGACUGAUUGCCCGCCAAAGACAUUAGUUGUUGACUUACACAAUCCAUCUGAAAUUCAGGCGAAUACUGCUAGUGAUUUGUCAAAUGGAAAUUUGUCAUCAACGGAGCAUUUGUCGAAUGAAAACGAGGAUGUGUUGGAUUUAAACACAAAAUCGCCAAAUCUGCCAAAAUCUAGUCGCAAGUCAUCGUCUGCAGGGAAGAGGAAAACCGGACUACUUUUCCGUAAAACUAAAUCAGACCUUACCAAUAAGUCUAGUAGCAUGAACGAUUUCGUUAAAAAAUCUGAAAGUGACUCCAGAAGGAAUGUUACCCAUUCUGAAAAUAGUAGUAUGGAUAUCAGCAGUGAUUUUGAAGACGACCUGGCAUUAGCGCUGAAGACGUCUGAAGAAACAAAACUUGAGUUUGAUUUGGCAAAGAUUCAAGUACACCAAGACUUCUUCAAUGAUUUUGGAGACAAUUUCAACGACGAUGACUUCAUGAACAGCUGACAGGAAUCGAUUGUUUAGUGCCAAGAUUUGCCAGUUGUGAGCGCAGUCUUUCCACGAACCGUGGAACGUGUGAUGCAUGUUUCAGUAUUACAGUACGCGCCUAGUCUGUGAUAAGGAUUAUGAGAGGAGUGGAUGUACGUGGAUUCAGACGAGAUGUGACUGAUUGUCUCUUAGAAUUGUGUUGCUGACGCGUUUGGGAUAGAAUAAUGUCAUUGAUGAAGAGCUCAGCUAUAAGCUCCUCUGAAAGUUUCUUCACCGUUGAAACAGUGAAGAAGCUCACUGACAGGUUGUAAAUGUAAACAAGGAACAGUCAUUGCUGCACCUUAAAUAACGAUCAAACCAGGCAAUUGUCGAUUCUACUCGCAGACAAGCAAACUUUUUAUUGCUCAUCGCAGCUAUAAUCAUCGCGAUAAAAUUCACCUGUCUUGGGGUGCUGUAAAUAGCAAAAGUCUUUGACAUAUAGCAUUUCCAAGUUUAUUGAGGUUUUGCCACAGUAGGCCUAUAAUGGUAAAGAAAAUUAAAAGCUUGGAAAUAGCUUGUCUCUUUCUUGGUCAGUUGGUACAAAAAUAUAGUAUUUGGAGACUAUCUAUAAACUUGAAUCUCCCCCGUGGUUGUUCGAAUUUUGAUUUUGAAGUCUAUCGAUAGUCUCACUUUUGUGAGUUCCUACUAGGUGUCAUGACUAGAUGUCUUUCAAAUAUGAUGAGGUCAAAACUCGACGAUAUAUUAUGCUACUACAAUGUGGUAUUGAAGUAUUUUAUUUAAGGUUUUGUGCACUGAAACCAAACUGGUUCUUAUUUUAUUAUUUGUCCUUGUUUGUAAUUUGCUUAUUGUGAUUAUGAUAUGGUAAUAAAGUAUUGUUUACGACUUUAUGGUAAGUUUUAUGCAGGAAAACUAGUCAAUUAGGUGACGAUUUCUAUCUUUUAGCAUGAUAUGCCAAUAUAUAUGUUUGGUAUUCGAAGACACAUCGAUUGCAAUGUAUUGUUGUUUUCUCUGAAAAAAUACAUUGCGCCACGUUUUGGCUGCAGCAAUUUGAUGUUGCAAUCAUAACGGCUUUGGUUGAUUGGUGCCAAAACAGUCAUAAUCACAUUUCUAUGUUUAGUUGGAGGUGUCUUAGACUUAGUACCUCACUCCCUCUGGUUGUCUCACCAAAUGCUGCUUGAGUGGAGCUGUCAUUUAGAGAGCCUGAAUUAUAGCUUUCCACUCUUGUGGUGUUUGCUGUGACAACCAGUACACCCAGCUCAGUAUCAAUUCUUCAAGUCAUGCAGUCUGAUUUAAUGAUCAGUUAAAGAGAAAGUACAGUAGAACCUCUCUAUUAAGGACAACCUGUCCAGGUGCUGUCCCUAAUAGAGAGGUCAAGUUGAAUGGAAACAACCUUUUUGGGACCAAAACUAGUGUCCUUAAUAGAGAGGUUGUCCUUAUAGAGAGGUGUCCGGUAAGGAAGUUUCUACAGUAGAUGGAACUGUGCUACAUUUCAUUUACUACAGUCACUGAAUUUGAAAUAUUCUAGAUGCAAUCUACUGACUCUUCAAGUAUAUUGAUGGGUGAUUUGUUUAACUUUUACAAAAGCAAUUUGUUUAUAUUUGCAUGAGGGGCUCUGUAAGGGUGGAGGGGGUCAAUUCCAGUAGAAUUUUUUUAGGUUAAAUACUUGAUGGAGAGAGUAUGUUUACAGGCUAUACAGCUUUCUCUGUGGCUUAGGUAUUAAAAAUAUGAUUAUGUGAUAAAAAAUAGAUUUAUUGUCAGUGUUAUUUAAAAAAUUAGGAAAAUGUAAAGCUAGUCAGUGACUAGUCAGAUUAU
Lineus longissimus is the source of this 3273-nucleotide messenger RNA. RefSeq lists its product as uncharacterized. The record is from RefSeq and is a predicted model, not a curated record. Bases 112 to 1479 code for a protein of 455 amino acids. NCBI's taxonomy places the organism in Eukaryota, Metazoa, Nemertea, Pilidiophora, Heteronemertea, Lineidae. The transcript has 2 exons.